AUGACGAUUUCACUGCCAGUCCGUCGGAUAGCCGUAAUCGGUGCCGGGCCGUCUGGUCUUUCUGCGGUAAAAUAUCUGCUCGCUGAGAAGUGCUUUGAUACGAUAGAUGUCUUUGAACAGAGAGUCUCAAUUGGCGGAGUCUGGAACUAUACUCCCGGUGCCUUGAAAACAGGCCUGGUGACUCAGGUGCCACAAUUGAACCCAGACGGACCACUUGAAGAGCCUAUAUGGUAUCGAACUGGGAAGACAGAGGAGACACGCCAGUUUGACUUUAUCUCUCCCAUCUAUAGCACCCUCGAUACCAAUAUUCCGAAAGAACUGAUGGCGUAUUCUGACAAACCAUUUCCUGCCGACUGCCAAGUCUUACCGAAUCAUUCCACAGUAAAGAAAUAUCUGGAAGAAUAUGCAAAGGAUGUUAAAGACCUCAUUCAGUUCGAAACUCAAGUACUUGAUGUCAGACUAGAAGAGCCGACCAAGAAGGCUUGGGUGCUGACAACAAGAAAUCUGCGUACCGGGGCUAAGCAGACCGGUACAUACGAUGCGGUGGUGGUAGCCAGUGGGCAUUUUGAUGUGCCAUACUUGCCCGACAUCAAAGGCAUUGAACCAUGGAAUACGAAAUAUCCAGGCGUGAUUUCCCAUUCCAAGUACUUCGAUUCACCCGAACAAUUUCGUGACAAAAAGGUCAUUGUCGUUGGAAGUUCAGCCUCCGCCAUAGACAUCGGGGCUCAAAUAAACCGGGUGAGCAAGGGCAAAGUGCUCGUUUCUCAGCGAACAGAGUCGUACUUGACGCCUUCUGCUUCCGCAGACAAGAGUUACUUCCCCGAAAUCGUGGAAUUUCUCCCGCCCGAGUCUCAUCAACGAGCAGUACGCUUUGCAGAUGGCAGGGUUGAGAUGGACAUCGAUGCCAUUGUUUUCUGUACCGGCUACUUGUACUCAUUCCCGUUCCUAUCGUCACUCGACCAGCCUGUUAUCGGGGAUGGUCGCAGGACUCUGAAUACCUAUCAACAUCUUUUCUACAUCUACAAUCCUACCCUCGUAUUCCCUGUCCUUCCCCAGAGAGUGAUUCCGUUCCCGUUAUCGGAAAAUCAAGCGGCAGUCUAUGCCCGAGUUUGGUCAGGACGCCUUGCUCUGCCAUCAAUAGCAGAGAUGAAACAAUGGGAGGAAUCCACUGUCGCUACAAAAGGCGAUGGCACAAGAUUCCAUCUGAUGCACUUUCCCUUGGAUGCUGAUUAUAUGAACUUCCUUCAUGACUGGGCAAAUAUGGCCAAAACACGCCAAGGUCUGAUCAAUAAUGGCCAUGGCAAGCAAUGCAAUUACUGGGGAAAGAAGCAGAGGUGGAUGCGACAAAAGUUCCCCGAGAUCAGAAGGGCCUUCGUUGAGAAGGGUGAGGAGCGUCGCAAUAUCAAAUCCAUCGCAGAACUUGGUUUUGAUUAUGAUGAGGAUUGGAAGGAAAGGCAAGAAUAG
Molecule: messenger RNA, 1464 nt
Organism: Aspergillus viridinutans
Lineage: Eukaryota; Fungi; Ascomycota; Eurotiomycetes; Eurotiales; Aspergillaceae
Product: putative flavin dependent monooxygenase
Exons: 2
Coding region: 1-1464 (487 amino acids)
Molecular function (GO): N,N-dimethylaniline monooxygenase activity; NADP binding; flavin adenine dinucleotide binding
Source: RefSeq, a predicted model, not a curated record